Molecule: messenger RNA, 998 nt
Organism: Pelobates cultripes (western spadefoot toad)
Lineage: Eukaryota; Metazoa; Chordata; Amphibia; Anura; Pelobatidae
Source: the annotation of a GenBank genome assembly
AUGCCAGGCCUACAGGCUGGGAGAAGAGCACGGGUCUAUGCCGACAUCAACAGCCUGAGGAGCUGUGAGUACUGGGACUAUGAAGCACACAUCCCCACCUGGGGAGAUCUGGAAGAUUAUCAGCUGGUUAGAAAACUCGGUCGCGGCAAGUACAGCAAGGUGUUUGAAGCCACAAAUAUCACAAACAAUGAGCGUGUUGUGGUCAAGAUCCUUAAGCCAGUAAAGAAGAAGAAGAUUAAGUGAGAGGUUAAAAUUCUGUAAAAUAUAUGGGGUGGAACCAACAUCAUCCAGCUUCUUGACACAAUUAAGGAUCCAUUGUCCAAGACUCCAGCUCUUGUCUUUAAAUAGAUCAAUAAAACGGACUUGAAGCAGCUUUAUCGGGUCCUCACAGAAUAUGACAUUAGAUAUUACAUGUACGAACUGCUAAAGGCCUUGGAUUACUGCCACAGUCAGGGGGUGUGCACCGUGAUGUGAAGCCUCAUAAUGUAAUGAUUGAUCGUCAGCAGAAAUAGAGUGGGGCCUGGCAGAGUUUUACCAUCCGGCACAGGAAUACAAUGUGCGAGUGGCUUCUUAUUACUUCAAGGGUCCUGAGCUGUUGGUGGAUUACCAGAUGUAUGACUACAGUCUGGACAUGUGGAGCCUGGGCUGUAUGUUGGCCAGUAUGAUCUUUCAUAAGGAGCCAUUCUUCCACGGCCAAGACAAUCAUGACCAGUUGGUAAGGAUUGCCAAAGUGCUGGGCACUGAUUAGUUAUUUGGAUACCUUAAGAAAUAUCACAUAAAGCUUGAUCUUCACUUUAACAACAUCCUGGGCACGGAAACGCUGGGAGAACAGACACCUAGUGAGUGCAGAGGCUCUGGAGAUGUUCGAUAAAUUACUGCGUUACAACUAUCAGCAGAGACUGAUGACAUGGGAGGCCAUGGAGCACCCUUACUUCUAUCCAGUUGUGAAGGAGCAGCAAGUGCAGUCAGACAUCUCUCUCAUCCCUAGCAGCCUGUAA